Molecule: messenger RNA, 2535 nt
Organism: Monoraphidium neglectum
Lineage: Eukaryota; Viridiplantae; Chlorophyta; Chlorophyceae; Sphaeropleales; Selenastraceae
Exons: 7
Coding region: 1-2535 (844 amino acids)
Biological process (GO): protein phosphorylation
Molecular function (GO): ATP binding; protein kinase activity
Source: RefSeq, a predicted model, not a curated record
AUGACGGCGCAUGACGUCAGCGCGGCCCCGGACGCCUCCAUCUCCUGGCCGCCCCCCGGCGGCGUCGCCGUGCCGCGCGACGCCUACCUCAUCCUGCACGGCGCCCACGAUGGCCCCCGCAUGGGCAACCCCUCCCCGCCCGCCCGCGUGGCCGCCGGGCCGCCGCUGUCACUGGCGGCCGGCGCCAGCACCGGCGGCGGCGGGAUGCGGAGGCUGUUGCAGGGCCCUCCGACCGUGGAUGACGACGACGCCGCCCGGGAGCACGGCAGCGCGCCGCCGAUCACAACCUUGGACUUCGGAUUCGCGCGCGCGUUGUUUGCGAUCACCCACGACGACAAGGCGGCCGGCGGGCUGGUGGAGUCGGAGCUGGUGCUGCCGCCGCCAGAAUUUGCGGAAAUCAAGCGGCGCCGCGCCAACAAGACAGACUUUGAAAUCAACCUGCAGGGCUCUGUGGCCUCGUUCCAAGGCACGAGGUUCCUGGACGAUCUGGGAUCGCGGCUGCUCGUCGAUUACCUCGACUGCUACCUGCUCACCGCCUACGACGUCGUGCUAACCUCGGACCCCGCCGCGCUGCCGCCGGAUUACAACUGGCCGGCGCCCGGCGCCCCGCUGCGGCGCGGGAGCUUUGCGGGCGGCGGCGGAGGAGGGGGAGGGCUGUCGCGGCAGGGGCAGCAGGCGCUGAUAGGGACGCUCACGGCGGCGGCCGCGGUCGCGCUGGUGCUGUUGGGUUUGGUCCUGUGGUCGGCGGCGGCGGCGCGGCGGCGGCGUGAGGUGGAGGGGCGCGGGGAGGGCGCUUCAAAGGGGUUCGCUGGCGCUCGCUUCGCGCGGCGCGGCGCAGAGGGGCCUCCCGGCACGGAGCCGCCCGCGGCGGCCGGCAAGGGCGGCGCCGCCGCGGCCGCCGGCGUGCUCUGCAGCAACCUCAGCAGCCCCCCCGCCAGCCGCAGCGCGAGCGACGCCACGGCGGCGCGGGGCGGCGGCGGCGGCGGCGCGGGGCGGCGCAGCGAGGACUCUGCCGUGCUCGGCGCGGGGGACGGGGACGGCGGCGGCGGCGGCGGCGCGGGCACGUCCCUCCGGUGGAAGCAGCUGCUGAUGGCCAUCAACACACGGGUGACAGACAUCCACGCCAAGCGCCUCGCCGCGGGCCUGCCGGCACCGCCGUCGGACCGCUCGCGCUCGGCGGACGACCUGCCCGUGCCUGCAGAGCUCAUGUCCCGCGGCGCCUCGGGCGCCUCGGCCGCGACCGCGGCGGCGGCUGCAGCGGCGGCGGAUGUGCAGCGCGGCGCGGCGGAGGACGCCGCCGCCGCAGAGCGUGGCGCCGUCGCCGCCGUCGCGCCGAGCGGCGAGAGCGGGACCGUGAAGCGCAGCGCGAGCAGCCACCGCAGUGUGCUGACGAGCUCGGGGUCGUCCAGCAUGCGCACGGCGCCGCGGCACGGGCAGCCGCAGCAGCUGCAGCUGCUGGGGGCGCUCGGGUCCGGCACUUUCGGUACCGUCUUCCGCGCCAGGUGGCGCGGCGCUGAGGUGGCAGUCAAGCUGGUGCGCCUGCCGGCCGCAACUGGCGCGGCGGAGCAGGGCGGCGGCGGCGGCGGCGGGGAGGGUGCGCAGCAGGCGGCGUUUGCGCGCGCGCGGGAGAGCAUGGCAGUCCAAGAGGCGGCGAUCAGCUCGACGAUGACUCAUCCCAACAUCGUGGCGCUCUACUGCAUCGGCCUGCGGCCCAUCAACGCGCCCGACGGCGGCGGCGCGGCGGCUGCGGGCGACGCGGCCGCGGCGGAGGGUGGCGACGGCACGAGCGGCGAGCGCGUGCGGCCGGAAGACGCGAGCGGCGGCAGCGGCGGCGGCGGGAGCGGCGCCGGAGGCGGCGCGGUGGUGCUCGCCUGGGAGCUGCAGCUGAUCAUGGAGCACUGCGACCAGGGCACGCUGCGGCAGGCACUGGAUGAGGGCCGGCUGCGCGACGUGACGACGGGGCUGACGUCGCUGCCGCUGGCGCUGGCCAUCGCGCACGGCGUGGCGUCUGCCAUGGAGUACUUGCAUGAAGAGUCUGUGCUACACGGCGACCUCAAGGCCAGCAACGUUCUCCUCAAGUCCCAGGGCGGCGCCGGCGGCGCGGGCCCCGCCGUCAGCAUGCUCGACUACGACCCCGGCUGCCUCAUCGCCAAGGUCUCCGAUUUCGGGCUGGCGCGCGCCAUAGACCCCGCCGCGACCCACGUGUCGGCGUGCCACGCGGGCACGCUGACGCACAUGAGCCCCGAGCUGCUGCUGGAGGGGCGGGCGUCAAAGGCGUCUGACGUGUACGCGUUUGGGAUGCUGCUGUGGGAGCUGGUCACCGCGGGCCGCGCCUUCUCGACCGUCCCCAAGCCCCUCGUCGGCCACGCCAUCGUGCAGCAGCGGCUGCGCCCGGCGUGGCCGCCGCCGGUGGUGGGGCCCGCGUGGGCGCGGCUGCGCCAGCUGGCGGAGCUCAGCUGGGCGCACGACGCGGCGGCCAGGCGUUCCCAGGCCAGCAGCACCCGAGUCUCGCGCCUCACCCUCCACCCCUGCUGA